Cyphellophora attinorum is the source of this 948-nucleotide messenger RNA. RefSeq names its product Thioredoxin-like protein 1. The record is from RefSeq and is a predicted model, not a curated record. The transcript is spliced from 2 exons. Lineage: Eukaryota; Fungi; Ascomycota; Eurotiomycetes; Chaetothyriales; Cyphellophoraceae. Bases 1 to 948 code for a protein of 315 amino acids.
AUGGCGAACCAACUGGUCGAGAUUCACUCGACCGCAGAGUUCUCAACACUCCUCGCGAAUUCUACAAUCGUGGUCGCCGACUUCUAUGCAGACUGGUGCGGCCCGUGUAAAGCAAUCGCCCCUGCCUAUGCCGAGCUGUCCUCUGCGCUGUCAAGACCGGGCAAGAUCACAUUCACUAAGAUCAACACCGACCAGCAACAAGAACUGGCACGUGCCUAUGGCGUCACCGCGAUGCCCACAUUCAUGCUCUUCAAGAACGCCAGAGUUACAGACACCAUCAAAGGUGCAGACCCACGACGAUUAUCUGAGGCCGUCAAGAAGUUGGCACAAGAGGCGGGCAAGAACGACACAGCUGGAGAGGGUUCGAGUUCGUCUUCGAACUGGAUUGGUGCAGAACUGCCUCGAGGUUACUCCGAUAUCACAUCACAAGUCGACGUGACAAGUCUGGAGUUGUUGAAUUGGGAUACGGCUGGUGGGAAUGCGCGGACGAUUGUUCAGCAGUCACAGGCUAAGGACGACAAGAAAGACCGCGUCGAGUCGGACACGGACGAGCAGCUAAUGAUAUUCCUGCCGUUCCAGUCAACCCUCAAGAUUCACUCCCUUCACAUCACCUCUCAGAAACCUACAGAAGAUGACGAUGAAUUGCCUUCGCGGCCAAAAGUACUGAAGCUCUUCGUCAAUCGUCCCGGCAUACUUGGCUUUGACGAGGCCGACGGAUUACCGGCCACACAAGAGAUCACAAUAUCAGAGAAGGAUUGGGACACAAAGACGAAUACGGCGAAGGUCGAGUUGAGAUUCGUGAAGUUCCAGAAUGUAACAAGUCUGGUUCUGUUCGUGGUCGAGAGCGAAGGCGACAACGAAAAGGUCCGUAUUGACAGAAUCCGCAUCAUCGGCGAGUCAGGCGAAAAGCGGGAUGGCAAGAUUGAAAAGAUCGCCCACGAUGAAUAG